UAACGAAGGAAAGGGAAAACUCGAAGGAGCGAAAGCUAGGGUUUCAACCACAAUCAACAAAAAAAUUCCAAAUCAACACCGCAGUUUGGAUCCUCUUCGCAGCCCUCACUUCCAUCGUCGCCAGCAAUUAGAUAUCCAUAGCUAGCUAGCUAUCAGGUAGGAAUUUAGAACAGAAUUUCUGGAAAUGGAUUACGGUGUGCCGGAGCAAAACGCUGCUGCGUACGGCGAGGAUGAGCCGCAGUAUGAAGGGCAGUAUGAAGCAGACGAGGGAAACUACAAUUCAGUUGAUAACGUAGAUGGUAGUUCAGGCUUAAAGCACGAUUCUUCUUCGUCUGCAGGAAAACUUUUCGUCGGAGGCAUUGCUUGGGAGACUUCAGAAGAGUCGUUCUGCAGGUACUUCAGGAAGUAUGGUGAAAUUACAGAUUCUGUCAUUAUGAUGGAUAAAAUCACUGGAAGACCACGAGGUUUUGGAUUCAUAACAUUUGCCGAUCCUGAAGUUGCUGAUAGGGUUCUACAUGAAGAACAUGUCAUAGAUGGCAGAACGGUAGAAGUGAAGAGAACAGUUCCCAGAGAGGAGGGUAGGGGAGGAGUGGCAAAGACAAAGAAAAUCUUUGUGGGUGGUCUUCCAUUAUCACUAAAUGAAGAUGAUCUGAGGCAGUAUUUCUCUUCAUAUGGAAACAUCGCGGACCUCCAAAUUAUGCUCGAUCACACAACUGGUCGAUCGAGGGGCUUUGGGUUUGUAACUUUUGAGACUGAAGAUGCUGUUGACAAGAUAUUCUCUGACGGUCACAUGCAUGAAAUUGGUGGAAAGCAUGUUGAGAUAAAGAGGGCCGAGCCUAAGAGAUCUGGCUUUGACAAUUCAUUCGACAAUCGCCUUCACCGUGGGGGAAACACUUCGAAAUACUCUGGCAAUUUUGCUCGCGGCCCCGAAAGCUUUGGCGGUGGAUAUGGCGGCAAGACGGGCAGAGGCUAUGGCAGUGGUUAUGGCAGUUAUGGUAAUUACGGUGGUUAUGGCAACUUUGCCGGAGAUUAUCCCGGUGGAGCCGCCGGAUUUUAUGGCGGCGGGUAUGGCGGUGGGUAUGGAUAUGGAUAUGGAUAUGGUGGUGGGCCGAUGUAUGGUGGUGGUGGUGGUGGUGGUUAUGGAGGUGGUGGGUUUGCGGGCCCCACUGGCUAUGGUGGUGCAGCUGCUGGUUAUGGUGUAGGUGGUAAAGGGUUUGGUGGGCCUGGUGGUGGAUAUGAUGGCGGGAGAGGGUUCGGAGCCGGUGCCGGAGGUCCUGCCGGAGGCUAUGGUCCGGCAAGAGGGUAUGGUGGUGGUUUUGCUGGAGGUUAUGGCGAUGGAUAUUCCGGUAAAGGGUAUGGGAAUGGUAAUGGGGCAAACGGCAGGUUUCAUCCAUACCGGAAGUGAAAUUUUAUUGUUUGAUGUGGACCUGUAGACAUUUUAGGAGUUUGUUGUUUUUAUUGUGAUUGAGAAGAAAAAGAUUGCCUUUCUUGACUAUUUUGGGUAUUUUAUAUUUUAACUGUGAUGUGUAGCCACUUAUAGGUGGCUGUGAGACUUUUGACAGUGGGUGCAGAUUGAACUGGAACUCGGCUAUUGGGAUGUUUUAUGAUAAUAUGAUGCUUAACAUCUUUUGAUAUGUUGUGGCUUGUGGUGUUUUGAUCUGUCUUUGAGAAGGGUAUUAUGAUCUGUCUUUAAGAAAUUUGCUCUUUGUGAAGUUUGAUUGGUGUGCUGUACCCAUUUGUAUUAGGCAUCUU
Messenger RNA from Striga asiatica, 1752 nucleotides. Lineage: Eukaryota; Viridiplantae; Streptophyta; Magnoliopsida; Lamiales; Orobanchaceae. The record is from the annotation of a GenBank genome assembly.